AUGUACAUGUCCCCACCGGAGCUGGUAGCCGCAAGGGAAUAUCCAUUCGCUUACUCUGAGCAUCUGGAUGUCCAGUACUACGGUAGCAAGAUCCUGUUUUCACUACAAAUUGGACGUCGGGGUGAAUGUCGUGUAUUGGCUGAAACCUUGGACGAAUUUAAAUGUCUUCUCAAGUAUCUUACUGAGAAGAAGCACAAAUUUUUUACUUACGACACCAAAACUGAACGUGUGUUCAAGGUUGUCAUGAAAGGACUGCCCAGUGGUGAAUCCCUGGAUCAGAUCAAAGAUGAACUGGCAAAAUUACUUGGAGUUGUGCCACUCCAAGUAAUCAAAAUGAAAAUGAAAUCCCAUCCUGGCGAUUCGCGCAACGGGAUUUCUAAUGAUUUUUAUUUAGUUCACUUCAAGUCUAGUGAACUAAACAACCUUAAGGCCUUAGAAAAAGCUAGCCUUAUGCUCCAUGUCCGAGUGAAGUGGGAACACUUCAGGAAGACUGGAGGAAAUUUCCAAAACCUCACCCAGUGCCGUAAGUGCCAGGGAUGGGGUCACGGAACUAAAAAUUGCUACAUGCCAGCUAAAUGCAUGAAUUGUGGUGAUUCCUCUCACGCAAAGGACGACUGUCCUGUGAAGGAAGAUCCUAAGAAAUUUAAAUGUUCAAAUUGUGGUGAAAACCACAAAUCCAAUUUUUGGGAAUGUAAGACUCGCAAAGCGAUCCUACAAUCU
Messenger RNA from Ochlerotatus camptorhynchus, 720 nucleotides. RefSeq lists its product as uncharacterized. The transcript is spliced from 2 exons. The record is from RefSeq and is a predicted model, not a curated record. Gene Ontology annotation, molecular function: zinc ion binding; nucleic acid binding. Lineage: Eukaryota; Metazoa; Arthropoda; Insecta; Diptera; Culicidae. The annotation marks the transcript as partial.